This is a messenger RNA of Aricia agestis (brown argus), 1615 nucleotides long. RefSeq names its product neurogenic locus notch homolog protein 4 (gene aspr). The record is from RefSeq and is a predicted model, not a curated record. Lineage: Eukaryota; Metazoa; Arthropoda; Insecta; Lepidoptera; Lycaenidae. The transcript is spliced from 11 exons. The coding region runs from base 57 to 1526 and encodes 489 amino acids.
UUGCGAGCGCGUAGGUGCCGUCGCUAGUAUAAGGACGCGGACGGAGUCGGGAAGGCAUGUUUCCUCAUCGACCCGCGACGGACGGACAGAUGGAUAGGAGUAUUUUAUUUAUAGCGUCUCUGACGCUUUUAGCUUUAGGAUCUGGUGCUGAUGCUCAGCGCUACUACAACUACUACCCGCGGGGCUAUGCAGGCCGCAACCUCUACGAGAACGGCCGCUCGAUCUCCGACGAGACGGUGACGUGCGGCCCGCACACGUGCGGUGUGGGCGCGCACUGCACGCACGGCUCCGUGCGGCCCGUCUGCGCGUGCCUGCCCGGGUACUCCGGCGACCCGCUGUCCCAGUGCGUCAGGAUCGAGUGUGUUGACAACAGCGAGUGCCGCGCCCACCAGUCGUGCGUGAACCAGCACUGCAUCAACCCCUGCGAGGGUGCCUGCGGAGUCAACGCCAACUGUGAUGUGCGUCAACACGUCCCCGUGUGCUCUUGUCCUACAGGGUACACCGGCAAUCCUUUCACAGCCUGCAGAAUUGCUGACCCAGAGGAAGCAUGCCACCCAUCCCCGUGCGGCGCCAACACUCAGUGCCGCGUCGCCAACAACCAGGCCAUCUGCACCUGCUUGCCCGGAUACUUAGGUAGCCCGCUCUCCGGCUGCCGCCACGAGUGCGACUCGGACAGCGACUGCGGCUCGCAGCAGUCGUGCCGCGACUUCAAGUGCGUCAGCCCCUGCAGCGACUGCGGCGUCAACGCCGACUGCGAGACCGUUGCCGCCCACCGCGCCGUCUGCAAGUGCCCACGAGGCUACCACGGUGACCCGUACAGGAUCUGUACCGCCGAGUGCACCUCCGACAGCGAGUGCCCGAGCUACAAGCCGGCGUGCGUGUACAACGCGUGCAUCAACCCCUGCACCAACGCGUGCGGAGUCAACGCCGACUGCAACCUCCGCGGGCUGACCCCCGUCUGCUCCUGCCCCAAGACCCACACCGGAGACCCCUUCACCUUCUGCAGACUCUUCGAGGCCCGUGACCUCUGCGAGCCCAACCCUUGCGGCGCGAACGCCAAGUGCACGCCCGGCCACGACCGCACCGGCGCCGAGCGGCCCGUCUGCACUUGUCCCGCCGGAUACCGCGGCAACGCCCUCGUCGCCUGCGAGAAGGGUGAAUGCGAGCUGGACUCCCAGUGUCCGGACCACCUGGCGUGCGUGGGCUACUCGUGCACCGACCCCUGUCUUGGCAACACCCAGUGCGGCUCCGGCGCCGUCUGCGUCGCCCGCCGACACAUCGCCGUCUGCACUUGUCCUGGAGAUCACCGCGGAGACGCGCUAGUGAACUGCUACCAGCCUCACUCCGAGGCGGUGUCGACCCGCUACUACAGGUACAAACGUAACGGAAACUUCACCGUAGACGACGCCCCGGCGCCAUCUGUCGAUCUCAGCGAGAAACCGACCGAGCAAACCGACAAAUCUGAGGAGAAACCUAAGGAAAAACCUGAGGAAAAAACCGAAACGACAGCUGCCAAAAAAGAAUAAAUUAUUCCGUUAAACUUGCCUAACAAUCAGUGAUUUGCCGAUUAACUGUAAAUUAGAUGUAAUGGAAACAAACUAAAAUAAAUUAUAAU